Messenger RNA from Halichondria panicea, 4620 nucleotides. RefSeq names its product MYND-type zinc finger-containing chromatin reader ZMYND8-like. Bases 222 to 4505 code for a protein of 1427 amino acids. The transcript has 16 exons. The record is from RefSeq and is a predicted model, not a curated record. Lineage: Eukaryota; Metazoa; Porifera; Demospongiae; Suberitida; Halichondriidae. Gene Ontology annotation, cellular component: nucleus; cytoplasm. Gene Ontology annotation, molecular function: protein binding; transcription corepressor activity.
AAGUGAGACUCCAAAAUUUUGUGGAUUACCCGUGGACACACACGUCCACUGCACUAAGCCCAAGUAGCCGGUUCGAUUGAGCGAAAGGCGAUUGCAAAAGAAGUCUCUGGUGUCCCUAUUGUGAUGUUGUUCAGCUUUUCUCUCAUUUUAACAGUCCCAUAAGAGCCUUACCAUACCAGUGAAUAAGUAAUUGCCGCGAGUAGGAGCCAGGCUUGUACGUCAUGGAUGAUAGCUCGAAUACGUCUUACGGUGGCCAAGAAAAUGGGUCCAGUGAGAUAAUGAUGAUCACAGGCAAAGAAGAUGUAUUCCCUAUAAAUCAACCAUCUACUUUCAACUCUCAAAUUGCCAAUUCUGGGCACAUAUCCAAUUCCCUCUUGUCAUCUGUGAUAUCUUCAGAGACCCUUGAGUCUUUAAAUCCAAAUCAGCUCACUGCUAAUGCUCAGGCCAAUAUACCACCCUUAAUGAGUAUCCACCACACCAGUACCAAUGUGACCACCUUGCCAACUGAUACCACCACACCUAACCUUCUCCCUGCUAACAACCCAGUGUCUUUGCUGCCCCAAGUAGAAGCUGCUGCCCCCCCUCAAGGCAUUACCACAAUGGAUGGUGGUGCCAAUCUUCCCCUAAUUCCUGCAGCAGUUGUGACAACAGCAGGUGGGGGUAGCUCCACUACUGUUGUGUCUCUGGGGAAACCAAAAGUUAGUCAUGGAAAGGUCAUGGAUGGGAUAUCUCCUCAUGUGUUUACAGCCUCUGAGGGAGACACAGAUAAUGAUGAUGGGGGAUUCCAAAAGAAGGUACCGAUUCUUCGACUGAAGAAGAAACACAUGAGUGCUCACGAUCAUGAUGACAAUGCAACCUUUGAAAGACAGGAGAUCUCCAAGAAUGAUUCGUACUGCUGGGUGUGCCAUGAUGGUGGUGACGUGCUGUGCUGUGAUAAGUGCCCCAGAGUGUUCCAUAUCCAGUGCUCAGGUCUGCCCAAAGCCCCUGAGGGGGACGAAGAAUGGUUUUGUCCUGUCUGCAAGAACAUAGCUCGUAAGACCAAGCGCUCUCGUCCCACUGAUCUCAAGGAGCUUCUGCUACUUGCCGUGAGCAGGAUGAUGUUUCCAGGGACUGAGAUCUUCCAGUCACCAGUUCCAUCUGACAUCAUGGUCCACUACAGGGAGUAUGUAUUUCACCCACUGGACCUUGGCACCAUCAGAAAGAAAGUGAUGAGUGGAGUGUACCAGUCGACUCGGCAGUUCACCCACGACACGGAAUGGAUUCUACACAACUGCAUCAUCUAUAACGGCAAACACGCUCUCUCCAAGAUUGCAAAGGGCAUCAUCAAAGUCUGCAAAGAAGAUAUGAGGGAGAUUGAGCUUUGUCCAGGCUGCUAUAAACUGACUGUCAAACAGCCCAAGGACUGGUUCUGUGUGCCUUGUAAUCCACCCCACCCAGUUGUUCUGGCAAAGGUCAGAGGUUAUCCUUUGUGGCCGGCAAAAUUGAUCAGCGAAACUUCUGACAAGUGUGACGUCCGGUUCUUUGGUCAGCACGACAGGUCGUUGGUGCCAAGGUCGUGUAUUUCAGAGCUGGUUGGCCUUCCCCCCAAACCGAGCACCAAGACACAGCACUGGAACAUUGCCAUGUUUGAGCUAAAAAGGUACGGAGAGAACAUUGAAGAGAUGCGUUCUCAGCUGAGUGGUGGAAAGUUGCCGGGAAAAACAAUUCGAGUCUCGAAGCAACACGAUCUAAAAACACUGACCCCUGAUCCUAAUCACCUUGGAAACUCGUUAUCCAAUCAUCUCUCUGCGUCGCCAGCCGUGGUAGAAGUCAGUCCCAGUGGUGUACAUAACAAUAGUUCAGACAGAAGUAACCUCGGUACUUUUUCUGAACCUUCUAGCCCUGAUACUCCGCCUGGAUUACAGAUUGACCUCGAGGACCCUACACUGGGAGGUAAGCAUCAUCAGUCACCAAACAAAAUGCUGGGCAUGCUGAAUGCAAUCGAAAGAAACUCACAAGUUCCUGGAUCGCUGGAUUUCGGAGGAGAUACAGGACCUCAGUCAGUCACUCUUCCUUCACCUACGGCCGGUAUCUCUAAAAUCAAGCGUGGGAAUAAAGGACGUAAAGCAGGGGACAUGCUCUCUCAAUUGGUGUCCAGUUUGGCCGAACGACAGCGAAUGGGUGUGGUCACUCCCGGAAGCUCUCCUGUGGUUUUAACAAGUGGUGGAGUGAUAGCAUCUUUUGAUAAUCUCGAGCCUGAUCAGCCUGAUCAGAUUUUGAGGGAUGAAAUGGAUGAUUCUGGCACCCCUACAACUGCUGCAGUCGAUAUCAACCCUGCAUUUAGUAGCAUCUAUGCUGAUCGUAACAAGACAGCCGUCUACGAGGUCGACCCGAGUGGAAAACGAGAUCGAAAACGAAAGAAACCUGGGAAUGACUCCACCCCUCCUCAGGCUAAGAAGCCGGCAAGGACAGCAAAAGUAUCACCGAGUAAAUCCGUGUCCCUAAACGAUUCAAUGACUGAUUCUCCCCAAAUCCACGUGGCUACAUCUGAAGUGGUCAAACUUGGUCGGAUGACGGCAGCAGAUAGAGUUCCACCUUCUGUGUCUCCACAGCCUCAAUUAACUGUUCCCGGUAUUAGCGAACAUGUGACCGCCGCAGGAAGCAGUAUUAUUGUUGGGCCUAAAACUCCCUCCAAAUCGAAUCGAAGUGCCAAUCCGGCCAAAAAGAGGAGCAAGCCUAAAGGAAACAAAGGCAGCAAAACGUCUCUAGCUGGAAGAACCUCUACCACACAUACUCCCUCCAUUGCACCGUCACCUAGUAUGGUCUCGCAACACGAACAAAACACAGCAAUCAUUACGUCUGCUGGGAUGGCGAAACCGACGACCUCAAUAGCAGCUGACACGAGAAUGGAGGAGGCCGCUCAGAGGAUGGGAGCCGUGGCUAAUGAGAUGGACAUCUUUCAGGAGGGUACUGGCCUUCUUGCUGAUACGAUUCGCAAAGUGAAUAGUUCCUUUCAUGCUCGUCUAAAUCAGAUGGCCGGAGGGUCUGAAGAUAUGGGCUAUCAGUACUUCAUGGAGAAGCUCAUGUCCUCCGUGAAGACUGUGCUCAUUGAGAUGCUGUCCACAUUUGAUGCCAAGAGUCGACUAAGUGCCAAGCAGCUCAAGGAUCAGCUGCACACCUGCUGGCCUGUACCCAACUCUCGUGUGGCUCUGGACCAGCUGCAGAAGGAGUUGAGGGAUGAGAUGAAACAGUCAUUGGAAGUGGUGAGGGCGUCUGCUGCUCUUGAGUUGGAGCAAGUGGUGAAUGAGGUCAAGAGGCAGGUCGAGAAGGAGAAGGAGAUCGCCGUUAUUGAGACUAAGAAAAAGAAAUGGUGCACCUAUUGUAUGAAUGAGGCCCAGUACAACUGUUGCUGGAAUGCCAACUACUGCAACGAAGUAUGUCAGCAAGCACACUGGCCUGAGCACGUGAAAGAGUGCACUCAGAUUCAGCAAGUUCCUCGAACGCCUGGUCUGUCCCCAAGUGAACUCCCCCUCCCUGUUCCUGCCUCGAAACCUUCCACUCCCCAAAUCGCCACCACUGGUCACAGCAUGAGCUCUGGAGGUAACAGUAUGGCAGCAAAUCAAGAAGCAACUCAGCAGUCCAGUCAACAUCAGCAGCAGGGGGCCUACAUGUUUGUCAACUCUUCAGCAGCUGCAAUGGCGGCCGCAGUACAGGCUCAUGCUCAAGCCCAGAGGCAGAGUCAGUCCAUGAUCGCUGGGAUGGCCGGAGGCAGUCCUGCUCUACCACAACAGGCACUCUCCUCUGCUCCUGGCAAUGUGGGGGGUCCUCACUCAAUGCACAUAUCAUCCUCACAACACGGGGGUCACACCUCACACUCUCACACACCACACGCCCACUCCUCCACACCGAUAGUCGAGGGAAUGGGGCAGCAACAACAACAACAACACGUCAUGGACCACGGCACACCCUCUGAGAACACGGCCUCACGAAUGGAGCACCUCCCUUCAGAGAAUAUCCUCAACACGACAGCUGCAGCCUCCCCACCUAAUCACAUUCGUUCGCUGUUUUUGAGUCAAAAUCAACAACAAGCCCAGCAGCAGCAGCAGCAGCAGCAGCAGCAGCAGCAGCAGCAAGCACGGAUGAACACAGAGAGCCCUGCGUUGAGUCUAGUUGGUGCUCACCAAGGAGGUCCGAGUACACCUAGCAACCAGAUGCAGCAUCAUGGAGUGGCAUCAACCCCCAUUGGAAUGGCCGAUAACUCGAGUUUGAGCUCUGUUAGUCAUCAUUCUCAGCAUCAAAACAGUGACCAUUCGCACUCGUCCAAUUCAAGCAUUUUGUUGCAUGCACAGUCCCCGAUAAGCCCGGCUAUACCUCACUCUGAGACCCAGUCAACUGUUCACAACUACUGGCCCUCGUAUCAACCGCAGCUGCUUAUCGGAAAUGAGAACUAUCGUCAUUUGUUACCGACUAUGCAAGUGAACACUUCGUCUGGUCAGAAUCAGACUUUCUUUAGAGCUGCUUAUUAAUUUUUUUAGAGUUACUUUUUUUGAAUGAAAAUGGUUAUACUUGGUAUAAAAGUUAUGGACAUUUAAUAUUGUGUUGUCAUAAUUAUGUGUUGUUCAUAAUAAUAUCCAUCACUUA